UACUUGGGGGGAAUUGGCUGAGCCACAGUUUUGAAAAUCGUAGAUUCGCCCGCGCUCACGCCCCGUUGGUCCUCGGCCGCGGCGAGCCCUGAAGACCGAGUCCAGCGGGUCGGGCUUGGCGGAGAGCUUCAUCUGCCGAGGCCGCGGACUGGAAUCGGAGUACUCCGGGAAGACACGGCGCCGCCCGACAGUGCCACCAUGGGGACCACAGCCCCAGGGCCCAUUCACCUGUUGGAUCUAUGUGACCAGAAACUCCUGGACUUUGUCUGCAACAUAGACAAUAAGGACUUGAUGUGGCUCAAGGAGAUUAAGGAGGAGGCUGAGCGCAUGUUCAUCAGAGAAUUCAGCAAUGAGCCAGAGCUGAUGCCCAAAACUCCUUCUCAGAAGAACCGUCGGAAGAAGAGGCGGGUGUCUAACAUUCAGGAUGAAAACAGAGAUCCCACGAGGAAAAGGUUAUCCCGGAGGAAGUCUCGGAGCAGUCAUGCAGGCACCCGGUGCCUCCGCAGCAAGGACAAAGUGGAGAAGCCUGCUACUAUUGCUGGGGAGAAUGGCUCCCCUGUGUUGCGGCGUGUAACUCGGGCUGCGGCGGCUGCGGCGGCGGCAGCCUCUGUGGCAUCAGCUGCUUCCUCUCCCACUGCUGGGUCUCCCACAGUGAUCAAGAAAGCUGUGGUAGAGGUAAGCGCCAGAGAGCAACUGAGUGCAGAGCUGCACCUCAUGCAGAUUAGAGGCAGCCCUCCUCCAGCUGCAGGCCCAGCUCCAGCCACUCCGCCAGCCUUCCAAGACAUCCUGACAUCGGAGGAGGAAUCCACACCCAACAAGUCAGAUGCUGGGAAGCUGGAAUCUGUCGCAGUGAGCUCCCUCAAGGCUACACCCCAGAGCUCCAAGAACAGAGGAGUUGGGGCAGGACGUUCUGUUUCCAAGCUCAAGAUUGCUCGGGCCUCCCGGGGCCUACAGGACUCUCCAGACUCUCCAUGGCAGGAGAGGGUGCUUUCUCCUAUCCUGCCAAAUAACAUCUUGCCCACCACAGCCAAGAGCCCUCUUGGGAAUGUUCAGUCAGUGCAGCGAAGCCUGAUUUCCCAGGAUCCUCAAGUGCCACUAGCCUUAACACACUGUUUGGUGGCUGAACAAGAAAAUGCUAGUCGUAGGACAAGUAGAAGGCUUGCCAAGAAGGCUGACAAGGAGCCAGAGGCCUCUGCCCGCAUCAUCUGUCACAGUUACCUGGAGAGACUCUUGAAUGUUGAAGUGCCUCAGAAAGUUGGCCUGGAGCAGGAGCCCACUGAGGAGGCUGAACCUGAGGAGGCAGUGGAGCAGACAGAGGUCUCCAAGAACAGUGGCUGUACCUCAAAGCGCUACAGUGCCACCAAGAUUGUGAUUAGUACACCAACCUCGAAGCCUGUGGCCACUGGCCAGGCAACUGCCAUUGAAGAGCAGCAAGAAGCCAAGCUUGACCAAACAGAUGGAAACAGAAAAGCACCUCAGAGUGUCAGAAGGAAACGCAGUUACAAACAGGCAAUGAGUGAACCGGAUGAGGAGCAGCCAGAGGAUGAGGAAUUUCAACCCCCCCGGAACAAGACCCCUUCUCCAACCUGUCCAGCCAACAAGGUGGUACGACCCCUCCGGACCUUCUUGCACACAGUGCAGAAGAACCAGAUGCUUAUGACCCCUACUUUGGCCUCCCGCAGCAGUGCCAUGAAAUCCUUCAUUAAACGUAACACUCCCCUCCGUAUGGACCCUAAGGAGAGGGAGCGCCAGCGCCUGGAGAACCUAAGGCGGAAGGAGGAGGCUGAGCAGCUGCGCAGACAGAAGGUGGAGGAGGACAAGCGACGGCGUCUGGAGGAGGUGAAGCUGAAGCGGGAAGAGCGCCUCCGCAAAGUGAUGCAGGCCCGUGAGCGGGUGGAGCAGAUGAAGGAGGAAAAGAAGAAGCAGAUUGAACAGAAGUUUGCUCAGAUUGAGGAGAAGACAGAGAAGGCUAAGGAGGAACGACUGGCAGAGAAGGCCAAGAAGAAGGCAGCUGCCAAGAAGAUGGAGGAGGUAGAGGCACGCAGGAGGCAGGAGGAGGAGGCGCGCAGGCUCAAGUUGCUCCAACAGGAGGAAGAGGAGCGGCGGCAUCAAGAAAUGUUACAGCGGAAGAAGGAGGAGGAACAGGAGCGGCGCAAGGCGGCUGAGGCCAGGCGACUGGCAGAGCAGCGUGAGCAGGAACGGCAGCUGGCUGAGCAAGAGCGUCGUAGGGAGCAGGAACGCAAGAGGGAGCAGGAGUGUCUUCAGGCCAAGAGGGAGAUGCAGGAGAGAGAGAAAGCCCUGCAGCUACAGAAGGAGCAACUUCAGAGGGAACUGGAGGAGAAGAAAAAGAAGGAAGAGCAGCAGCGCCUGGCUGAGCAGCGGCUGAAGGAAGAGCAGGCGAAGAAGGCCAAGGAGGCAGCAGCAGCCAGCAAAGUCCUGAACAUGACUGUGGAUGUGCAGUCUCCUGUUUGUACCUCAUAUCAAAUGACUCCACAAGGACCAAAAUCCCAUCCCAAGAUCAGCACAGAUAACUAUGGGAUGGAUCUAAAUAGUGAUGACUCCACGGAUGAUGAGGCUCAUCCCCGGAAACCCAUCCCUUCCUGGGCCAGAGGCACCCAGCUCAGCCAGGCCAUCAUCCACCAGUACUACCACCCCCCGAACCUUCCAGAGCUCUUUGGAACCAUUCUCCCACUGGACUUGGAGGACAUCUUUAAGAAGAGCAAACCCCGCUACCACAAGCGCACUAGCUCUGCUGCUUGGAACUCACCGCCUCUGAAAGCCACUAGGGUCCCCAGCAGCCUGGCCUAUACCCUGAAGAAGCCCUGAGGCAGGUCCUCAGCCUCCUGGCAGGACUGGGCCCAUGUGUGUGUGUGUCUGUCUUGUCUGUCUUUCUGUCUGUCUUUCUGUCUGUCUGUCUGUUUCUGUGUUGGGCUGGUGCCCUUCUGUCUGACAUAUCAUUGUUGAGCUGGCUAUCAACAUCCUCUGCUGUCAGGUGCUCUUAGCCCUGAGGAGGGUGGGCUUGGUGGGUGGCUGCGGAAGAACCAGCUUCAGCACUGAUUGGUCUGCAGGUAGUACUCUGUAAAUAAAUUGUUACAAUUCAAUUGACUUUUAGUUUCUAGUGUUUGUGAGGUAGUUUAAUAAAGUGUAUACCUUGAAGCCUGCUGUGGCUGUUGUGAAGACUAGGACCUUCAGUGCAAUGUUGGUCUGUAGCAGGAUGUUUUGGGCCUUCGCCUGCAGUGCACCUCAAGAUCACUUGGGGCCAGAUGGUGUCCACCCAGACGUUCUGUUGCCAGGCAAUCAGUCCUGUUUGUGAGUGGAGCCUGUUCCUUGGAAAAACCUGGCCUGAUACACAGCUUUGCUAUUUAGUCUUAGUCCUUCAGCCUGACCACUCCUCAGACUGCCAUGCCUGCUGUGUGGGGAGUGGAAGGACUUGAGAAAGUCCUUGUGCUGGGAUCUGAUCAGGGAAGGAAUGACCUUCAAGAUGACCUUGGGACCUGGGCAAGCAGGAGGAGAUUUCAUGACAAAACCACCAGCCACUAAGUAAGUAAGUGCAGGGUGGCUCUGGUCCUGAUAGCUCCUAAUGGAGCUAUCAGCCACAUGGGCAGACAGGCCAAAUCAAACCACAGUUGUCUUGAACACACCUAUAGAAAGGCCCAUGUAUUUCUCAUUAUCUCCAGUUGCUCCUCUCUAAAGGCAGUUCAAUUAUGUGGCCUGAGAAGCUGACCAGCUUACUAUGGUAACCUGUUCAGAAAACAAUAAAAACUAAAUCCAAAUGCAAUAGUGCUGUAAACAGUGAGGAGACAGUGAGCACAAUAGUCCAAGAUUCUUCCCACACAGAGUUCAUUUAUGGUUCGUUCAAAUGUGUUGAACGCAGUUCAGUUUAUUCCGUUGAGUAAAGUGGAAGGCAAGUCUGUCCAAAGCCACAUGACCAAAUUCACUUGUCAGUACAUUUAUUCAGCGCUUAGGAACUCAACAGGAAGACAGUUAUGCGGAGUCUUCACCAACAUUUGGUGUUGUCUGUAUUUUAGCCACUCUAAUGGCUGUAUGGAAAUACUUCAUCAAUAUUUUAAUUUGCAUUUUCCUAAUGGCUGUUGGUGAAUAUCAUUUCAGAUUCUUGUUUACCACCUGAAUAUCUUUUAUUGGCAACCGAUCUGUUUAAGUUCAUUUUGAAAUGGGGUUUUUUACUGUGGAGUUUAUGAUACUUGUAGGAAUACGGUCUUUGUCAGAUGCACUGUCUGCAGUUUAAACUGUAGUCUAUCUUUUUGUUCUAACACUUUUAUAGAGCACAAUUUCUGAUUUGGUGAGGUCUGUGUUAACUUUAUGGGUUGUGACUUUUUGAGGUCCUGUCUAAGAAAUCCAAAGAUUUCCUUCUGUGUUUCCUAAAAUAUUCCAUGAUGAACACAAUGCAUGAGGAUUUAUGAUCAUCUCCAGUCAACUUUUUAAACUAUGGGGUGUCUGCCCCCUGUUUUUACUUGAGAACAUGCAGAUGGAUGUCUAAUUGUAGCACUGUUCAUUGAAGAGACUCAUUUUCCACUGAGUUUCCUUUGCAUCUCCGUUGGGGAAGCAUGUUGGCACUGGCCCAUGUACAGACUCGCUCCGACUCCAUGAGGACCAGAACUUGCAGGAAGUCUUAAUCCAGUGCUUUAAUUCUUCCAGCUUUGUAUUUCCUUUUCUGAGUUUACUGAGUUUGUUUUGACUUGUAUUACUUUUACCUUUUCAUGUAAAUUUUAGAAUCAGCUUAUAUGUAUAAAACUUCACAGUUUUGACUAGAAUUUGAUUGACUACAUAGAUAGUUGAAGGGGAGCUUGGCACACUUAAAAUACUUUUUCAGUCUGAACAGCUUGUCUUUACAUCCUUGGUUUCUGUCAUUAGCAUUUUGUGGUCUUGGCAUACAUCCUGUACAUUUUCUGUUAAAUAUUUUUGUGGCUUUACUGUAAAUGGUAUUAUUUUUCUGAUUUUGGUUUAUAUACUUGUUCAUUGUUGGUAUAUAGAAAUACAAUUGGCUCUUGCAUGUU
Phodopus roborovskii (desert hamster) is the source of this 5015-nucleotide messenger RNA. RefSeq names its product inner centromere protein (gene Incenp). The transcript has 18 exons. The coding region runs from base 199 to 2826 and encodes 875 amino acids. Gene Ontology annotation, cellular component: kinetochore; midbody; meiotic spindle midzone. Lineage: Eukaryota; Metazoa; Chordata; Mammalia; Rodentia; Cricetidae. Gene Ontology annotation, molecular function: protein serine/threonine kinase activator activity. The record is from RefSeq and is a predicted model, not a curated record. Gene Ontology annotation, biological process: meiotic spindle midzone assembly; metaphase chromosome alignment; positive regulation of protein serine/threonine kinase activity.